Messenger RNA from Ictidomys tridecemlineatus (thirteen-lined ground squirrel), 2852 nucleotides. It is a transcript of the gene Bmp5, whose product is annotated as bone morphogenetic protein 5. Lineage: Eukaryota; Metazoa; Chordata; Mammalia; Rodentia; Sciuridae. Gene Ontology annotation, molecular function: cytokine activity; growth factor activity. The record is from RefSeq and is a predicted model, not a curated record. Gene Ontology annotation, cellular component: extracellular region.
UACUCUUUAGAUCUCUCUGGAAGAGGGCUGGUAUAUUUGUGCCUGCUGGAGGUGGAAUUAACAGUAAGAAGGAGAAAGGGAUUGAAUGGACUUACAGGAAGGAUUUCAAGUAAAUUCAGGGAAACACAUUUACUUGAAUAGUACAACCUUGAGUCUUAUUUUACACUAAGACGAUACAAAAGAUGUUAAAGUUAUCACCAAGCUGCCGGACAAAUAUAUAUUCCAACACCAAGGUGCAGAUCAGCAUAGAUCUGUGAUUCAGAAAUCAGGAUUUGUCUUGGAAAGAGCUCAAGGGUUGAGAAGAACUCCAGAACAAGUGAAGAUAACUUGGGAACUACAGUUUAUCAGAAGAUCAGCUUCCGUUAAUUCAAAUACCAAAGGCCUGAUUAUCAUAAAUUCAUAUAGGAAUGCAUAGGUCAUCUGAUCACAUAAUAUUGGCCGUCUUCUGCUCCAUCAAUGCAGCAAAAACUCUUAGCAACUGUGGAUAACUGUAAAUCUGAGUUUCAGCUUUCCUAGAAAUAACUACUCUUGACACAUUCCAAAAUAUUUAAAAUAGGACAGGAAAAUCAGUGAGGAUGUCGUGUUCAGAAAUGUCACUGUCAUGAAGAUAGGUAAAUUUGUUUUUACAGCUACUGGGAAAGUGUACCUCCUAGCAACUUAGAUUUCUUUUUAAGAACAAGGACAAGAAGGACUAAAAAUAUCAACUUUUGCUUCUGGACAAAAAUGCAUCUGACUGUAUUUUUACUUAGGGGUGUUGUGGGUUUCCUCUGGAGCUGCUGGGUUCUAGUGGGUUAUGCAAAAGGAGGUUUGGGAGACAAUCAUGUUCAUUCCAGUUUUAUUUAUAGAAGACUACGGAACCAUGAAAGACGGGAAAUACAGAGGGAAAUUCUCUCUAUCUUGGGUUUGCCUCACAGACCCAGACCCUUUUCACCUGGAAAACAAGCAUCCUCUGCGCCUCUCUUUAUGCUGGACCUGUACAAUGCCAUGACCAAUGAAGAAAAUCCUGAAGAGUCAGAAUACUCCGUGAGGGCAUCCCUGGCAGGAGAAACCAGAGGGGCACGAAAAGGAUACCCAGCAUCUCCCAAUGGAUAUCCUCGUCGCAUACAGUUAUCUCGAACAGCUCCUCUGACCACCCAGAGCCCCCCUCUAGCCAGCCUACAUGACACCAACUUUCUGAACGAUGCCGACAUGGUCAUGAGCUUUGUCAACUUAGUUGAAAGAGACAAGGAUUUUUCUCACCAACGAAGGCAUUACAAAGAAUUUCGGUUCGAUCUUACUCAAAUUCCUCAUGGAGAAGCAGUGACAGCAGCUGAAUUCAGAAUAUACAAGGAUAAGAGCAACAUACGAUUUGAAAAUGAAACAAUUAAGAUCAGUAUAUAUCAGAUCAUCAAGGAAUACACAAAUAGGGAUGCAGAUCUGUUCCUGUUAGACACAAGAAGGGUCCAAGCUUUAGAUGUGGGUUGGCUUGUCUUUGAUAUCACUGUGACCAGCAAUCAUUGGGUGAUUAAUCCACAGAACAAUUUGGGCUUACAGCUCUGUGCAGAAACAGGGGAUGGACGCAGUAUCAAUGUGAAAUCUGCUGGUCUUGUGGGAAGACAUGGGCCUCAAUCAAAACAACCAUUCAUGGUGGCCUUCUUCAAGGCCAGUGAGGUACUUCUUCGAUCAGUGAGAGCGGCCAACAAACGGAAAAAUCAAAACCGCAAUAAAUCCAGCUCUCAUCAGGACUCCUCCAGGAUGUCCAGUGCUGGAGAUUAUAAUACAAGUGAACAAAAACAAGCCUGUAAGAAGCAUGAACUCUAUGUGAGUUUCCGGGACCUGGGAUGGCAGGACUGGAUUAUAGCACCAGAAGGAUAUGCUGCAUUUUAUUGUGAUGGAGAAUGUUCUUUUCCACUUAAUGCUCACAUGAAUGCCACCAACCAUGCUAUAGUUCAGACUUUGGUUCAUCUGAUGUUUCCUGACCAUGUACCAAAGCCUUGUUGUGCUCCAACCAAAUUAAAUGCCAUCUCUGUUCUGUACUUCGAUGACAGCUCCAAUGUCAUUUUGAAAAAAUACAGAAAUAUGACAAGAGUCACUGCAUGCAUAAAAUGUGCUGGGGCCAAGGAUGCCGACAGAGCCAUUUUCUUUAGCCUUCCUUUAUAACUGAGUUUGCUGAUUGAUGUGAUGCAAGGGAUUUUAUUUGGAGUAAAAGCACUGAAACUAAACUGAAGGAAAUUACCAAAAGUCCCAGAAUGGCUUUGACAGAAUUGCCAUUUUGAAAGAACAGCUGAAAUCCAUUUUUCAUAUCUUUGAGAAUGAGCUCAGUGAAAACCUUUUUGUAAAGGGAUUUUGGAAACCUUCCUUCAAGCACAAAUAAUUUCAAAUGGGAAGAUUAUGUUGUGUGUGAGAGUAUGUGAGUGUGUAUAUGUGUGUGUCUGGUGUGAAUAUUCUUCCCUUAGAAAAUAAUUUAUUUUCUCUGUUGAAAUGCUGUUAAAGGCCUUUCUUUAACAAACACUGAUGUUUGGAAGCAUGACUAAGCACUUAUGGUGGCUCUAUGGUUAGGCUUAUUUGCAGUUUACUGAAAAUAUUUCUAAAACACCAUUUAUUAAUCAUUCCUUUGGAUCUUUCAAACAAAUCUUAUAUUAGCAAUGUUUUCAGAAUCAUUCUGGGUUUGUUUGUAAUUCAGGUAUAUGCAAUAUUGUUUUAAAGUACAGUUUAUAUUACAGAAUAUGCUAUUAACUAUAUUGGGGUACAUUAAGUAAUAUAUUUUUAAUUAAUAGUGUACCAUUGAGAGAAUAAGAAAUGGAAGUCUAUUAUAUUAUUCUUUAAAUAUACUGUUUAAAUAUAUUUUAAAAUACAUUAAAAUUGUAAUGCAA